AAGACCGACUGCACGGCGUCACCGCCCUUGCUCUCUUAUAUAUACUGGUAAUAGCCUUCUCUUGUUCGCCCUGUGUCGCGUCUCCCCCUUUCCCAUAACCACAAAAAAGUGCCCAGCUACCAACCCCGUACCUAGGCUGUACGAUAGCUGCAUAUUGAAGGCGACGGGACAUGGAGCAGGCAGGGGAGCCGACUGGUGUCUCCACGACCGCAACCGUUGGUGUCCCGACGUCGACAUAUUUAAACGAGAAGACGCGGGAAAUUGCUUCAUUAUCAUUACCUGGAGCCUCUUCGCUGAGCCAGUCUGAGAGGGAAGAGAUUAACAAGAGUCAACGUGGGUCGAUGGAUAGGAAAGAAGACGCAGAAGAGUCGGACGACGGGCAGGAGCAAACAGAUUUCGAACGGGUGGCCAGCAAGCAACCCAGUGUGAACAAUGUGUCGAGUAUACCGAACGGGGGACUUCGGGCAUGGCUGCAGGUACUGGGGGCUUUCUUUCUCUUCUUCAAUUCAUGGGGUAUCAUCAAUACAUUUGGAUCCUACCAAGCCUAUUACGAAACCUCGCUCCUCAAAGAUUCGUCACCGUCUUCCAUAUCAUGGAUCGGCAGCAUUCAAGCAUUCCUGCUCAUGAUGGUCGGAGCGCUUACAGGGCCCAUCUACGACGCCGGAUAUUUCCGUGCUCUCCUCAUCAGCGGCUCGGUGUUGGUAGUGUUUGGGCAGAUGAUGCUGAGCCUGUGUAAAAGCUACUGGCAGGUUCUGCUUGCCCAGGCAUUGUCAAUCGGCAUCGGCUGUGGUGCUCUGUUCGUUCCGAGCGUCGCAAUUCUCAACACAUAUUUCACAACCAAGAUUGCCACUGCCGUCGGCAUAGCCGCCAGCGGCAGCUCUUUGGGCGGCGUCAUCUACCCUAUCGUCUUCCACAAGCUUCUCCCACGGAUCGAGUUUCCUUGGACGGUUCGCACCAUCGGCUUUCUGAUUCUCGCGACUCAGCUCGUCCCAAUCAUGGUUAUGCGCGUACGGGUUCUUCCCGCAAAAUCGCGUUCCCUUCUUGAUCUCCGCGCAUUCCUCAUCCCUGCCUACUCGCUUGACGUCUUCGGCUUCUUCAUUGGCUUCAUCGGUCUAUACAUGCCCUUCUUUUACUCUCAAGUUUACGCCAUUCAAAAGGGCAUCACGGACGAGAAUCUUGCUUUCUACCUCCUAGCCAUCAUGAACAGCACCUCUGUAUUCGGUCGCAUUAUACCAAACUACGUCGCCGACAAGCUGGGCCCUUUCAAUGUUGUCAUCCCUUGUACUAUCAUCUCGGCCGUUCUCUGCUACUGCUUCAUUGUUGCAAAGAGCAGCGCCGCGCUCAUCGUCGUCAUUGCAUUCUACGGCUUCUUCAGUGGAACGUUCGUCUCCCUACCCCCGACUACCAUCAUGCAUCUUAGCCAGGAUGCUCGGUCCAAGAUUGGUACAAGGCUGGGUCAGAGCUUUGCAUGUGUUUCGGUUGGCAUUUUGAUCGGAACGCCGAUUGGUGGCGCCAUCCUGGACAAGAGCGGCUUCGCGAGCGUCUGGGCCUUUGGCGGAAGUCUGCUGGUUGGUUCGGCGGUGUUCCUGACGGCAGCGAGGGUGUGCUUCAAAGGGUCCUCUCUUACGGUCAAGGCCUGAGGUCGUGAUCUACGCUGGUAAGAGAGUUCCGCGCUGGCGCACAUGUGCAUUGUGGAUCCCCAGGGUUUUUCCCUCUUCUUAUCAUCGAGCAAUAGGGUAUUUUUGCGGCAUAGGCUAAGGGGGUUUCGGGUGGUACAAACAUGCGUUGUAGAGUUUUCGUCUUCCUGUACUUUGUCAAGCGAUUGGGUUCCUUGGUGGCAUAAGCAUCAUGGUUAGAUUUUAUCUCCCUCAAGUUCUAGCAUCUAUCACACGCACUUCUUUCUAGUUCUUGAUUAGACUUUGAAACGCUUCGGCGAAAACGAUUCCCAC
This is a messenger RNA of Westerdykella ornata, 1949 nucleotides long. Its product is annotated as MFS general substrate transporter. Gene Ontology annotation, biological process: transmembrane transport. The transcript is spliced from 3 exons. The coding region runs from base 171 to 1640 and encodes 489 amino acids. Gene Ontology annotation, cellular component: fungal-type vacuole membrane. The record is from RefSeq and is a predicted model, not a curated record. Gene Ontology annotation, molecular function: transmembrane transporter activity. NCBI's taxonomy places the organism in Eukaryota, Fungi, Ascomycota, Dothideomycetes, Pleosporales, Sporormiaceae.